AUGGCUGCGCCAUUAUUCAAUCCGGGCCUAUUUGAUCAGAACACGACAGUGUUGGUCACACCGGCCACGACCACGAAUCAGCCACUGGAACAUGAGAACUACAUCGGCAUGACAUGCGCCUCUACUCUACAAACGGGAGGCACCUACUCUGACUCGGUUGGUUCUAGCACAUCAUUCCCUACCUUUGCUCCCUCGACUGUCAAGCUUGACGGAGAAGAGAUUCUAUGGGAUAAUGCAGGUCAUAACGGCACGACAAGGAUGCGAUGCCCGCGUUGUCAGACGUGGGUGGCAACAGGAUCGAGGAGGGUCGUAUUGCACUCGCUGCGCGCCCACAUGGGCGGAAAUAAGUGCCGCCGCACUUGCGCUACAUUUGUCUAUCGCCAAGAGAGGGAGAAUGCACAGAAUGCUCGCAGGGCUCUAUUUUCCUCAUUUUCAGAUCGGACACCUCAACCACAAGCACCCGUCACUAUUAACGCGUUGGCACCCGAGUCUUGUCGGCCAAGCCCUGUGCAAUGGGGGCACUUGACGCCGGUCGAUUUUUCUGGGGAGAAGUAUGCUUAUGGCUGGGAAUCUGAGGACGACACAGACUUGUCCAGCAUCUUGCCAUGUGCUGAUGGCUUGUCGGGUCGCUCAUCUGUAAUACCAUUCGCCGGCACCUCAUCUGCUUCAGUCUGGCCUCCGCCGUCUACAUCUGUGCCUCACCCGACAGCUUACAGGGGACUUCCAUGUCGCGGGAUCCCUCUUGACUGGCCACUAGAUAACAUUUUCCAGACCUACCCCUGGCAACGCCACUCACCCGAUAUGCCUUCUGUGGGCUACCACAUCUGCGCCGUAGAGGAGCGAGGGACCAAGUUCCGCGUCCGUUCUGAUCGAUGCGUGAUGCCGAUAUUGCCAGAGGGAGGUCCCUGCUCGUCUUGUCUCGCAGUCAUGAAGCCCAUCAAUCAUCUGGCGAAUAUGGCCAAAAAGGUCGAGUCAGGUACGAACCGCAAAUGGUGUACACACAAGCAGCUGUGCGAGCGUUUGCAAGAGCGCGAUAAAACGCUCAAAACCUGGAAGCUGAAGAGCCUCAAUACCGACCGCGCACUGAAGCGGCAGCGAGUCGACUCCCAGCCUACAACAGAAGUCGAAUCCGCAAAUCAACAAUUGACCACCGCGCUCGCUAGUUCUACUGAACACAAGAAAACCUAG
Molecule: messenger RNA, 1188 nt
Organism: Postia placenta MAD-698-R-SB12
Lineage: Eukaryota; Fungi; Basidiomycota; Agaricomycetes; Polyporales; Adustoporiaceae
Exons: 3
Coding region: 1-1188 (395 amino acids)
Source: RefSeq, a predicted model, not a curated record